Mercurialis annua (annual mercury) is the source of this 1611-nucleotide messenger RNA. Its product is annotated as polygalacturonase-like. The coding region runs from base 80 to 1468 and encodes 462 amino acids. Gene Ontology annotation, molecular function: polygalacturonase activity. Gene Ontology annotation, biological process: pectin catabolic process; anther dehiscence; fruit dehiscence. NCBI's taxonomy places the organism in Eukaryota, Viridiplantae, Streptophyta, Magnoliopsida, Malpighiales, Euphorbiaceae. The transcript has 9 exons. The record is from RefSeq and is a predicted model, not a curated record.
CAUAGCUAAAUAUCAUCUCAAUCAAAAUCUCUCAAUACCUUUACCAUAUUAUAUAUCUCUUACAUUAUAAGAAAUAAUAAUGGCAUUUCACAUUUAUCAUCUAUUAUUUCUCAUGACCAUUAUUGCCAUAAAUAUUCCAUUUUAUUAUUGUUUACAACAUGACACUCUUAAUGAUUAUCUUGAAGAAUCAUCUGUUUAUGGUUCUCAUGAUCAUCAUCAUCAAGAAGCUUAUCCUUCCUAUUUUAGCUCCAUUGAUGAUGGAAAUUUCAAUAAUAAUAAUGAUUUUAUCAAGAUGAGUACUAAUGUUCUUGAUUUGAAGGUUUUUGAUAAAAUGGGUACUACGUCAACUUCAGCUAAAGCAUUUAGUGUUGAUAAAUUUGGAGCUAAGGCUGAUGGAUCGGACGAUACCGUGGCAUUUCAAAAGGCUUGGAAGGCAGCUUGUUCAUCUAAAGGAGCUGUUCUUGUUGUGCCUGAUAACAAUUAUCUAAUUAAGCCCAUUAGAUUCUCAGGUCCUUGCAAAUCCAAUCUCACAGUGCAGAUAUAUGGAACCAUUGAAGCAUCGGAUGAGAGAUCAGAUUACAAGAAAGAUGAUAGACACUGGAUUGUGUUUGAUAGAGUUCAAAAUUUAUUAGUAAAUGGAGGUGGAACUAUCGAUGGAAAUGGCAAGAUAUGGUGGCAAAAUUCAUGCAAAGUCAACAAACAUCUUCCUUGCAAGGGGGCACCAACGGCAGUGACAUUCUAUAAAUGCAAGAAUUUGGUAGUGGAAAACCUGAAAAUCCAAAAUGGACAACAAAUGCAUAUUUCAUUCCAAGGUAGCACCAAUGUCAAAGUCUCCAAUCUUGUGGUAACUUCACCUGAACACAGCCCCAACACUGAUGGAAUCCAUAUCACAGACACCCAAAACAUUGAAAUUUCUAAAUCAGUCAUAGGAACAGGUGAUGAUUGUAUCUCUAUUGAAAGUGGAUCUCAAAAUGUCAAAGCCACGGACAUUACUUGUGGACCUGGCCAUGGAAUAAGUAUUGGAAGCUUGGGUUCUGAUAAUUCAAGAGAUUAUGUUUCAGCAAUUACAAUUGAUGGUGCCAAAUUCUCAGGCACUACAAAUGGAGUUAGGAUCAAAACAUAUCAGGGAGGGUCUGGAAGUGCCAGCAACAUAAAGUUUCAAAACAUUAAAAUGGAGAAUGUGAGCAACCCUAUUAUAAUUGAUCAAAACUAUUGUGACCAACACAAACCAUGUAAACAACAGAAAUCAGCAGUCGAAGUGAAAAAUGUGGUGUAUAAGAACAUAAAGGGAACGAGUGAAUCUGAAGUGGCAAUAAAAUUUGAUUGCAGCAAAUCAUUUCCAUGUGAAGGCAUUGUGUUGGAAGAUGUUAGCCUUGCAAGAGUUGGAGGAGAUGAUGAUCAACCAAAUGCUAUUUGCAACAAUGUUCAUUUUUCUGAAAUGGAAGAUGUUUCUCCUCGCUGUCCUUGAAUCAAAUUACAAGAUUACACAUUCAUCUGCUGAAACUAUAGUUUAAUAUUUGUAACAUUAUUAUGUAAAAUAAUAACACACCAUAUACAGAUUGUUAUUUGGUUAUAUUUAUUGUAUGAUAAAAUCAAUAAACCUUAUUAUUC